AUGGCUGUAACAAGCGCAUGUAGUGCCGAGUUGCACAAGGCAAAUAUUGAUCUCGGCUGGCUGUUCUACGUGCAGGGUGUCGUUCUGAGUCCAGCUGUUAUACCAAUUGCACUAACGGUGACAUGGCGAAAAUUGACAAGCGCUGGCAUCAUAGCAGGUGCUUUACUGGGAGCUUCACUAGGGAUGACAGCGUGGAUGAUAGGAUGCUGGAAAAUCUAUGAUCCUGCCGACUAUGAUUUCAAAGGCACACGAGGAAUUGCAAAUCUUGACAUAGACAUCGAAGGGGAUGCCGUUAAUAAAAGUUCAUCCGAUGUCGUGGAUGCAAAGAGUCCUAGUAUUGAAAAAAGUGAAAAGGACCCGGCUGACAUUCGGACCGAUGCUGUAGUAGCCGCUGACGAGAAUACGUCUUCGAAUGGUCCUGAUGAGGAAGAACAACCAAGCAUGGCCACGCUGAAACUCGCUUUCAAGAAAGCGGCGUGGUACAGCUUAACGCUAACGUCAAUUGUCACAGUCAUAGCCAUCUAUGCUGAUUAG
Messenger RNA from Psilocybe cubensis, 534 nucleotides. RefSeq lists its product as uncharacterized. The coding region runs from base 1 to 534 and encodes 177 amino acids. The record is from RefSeq and is a predicted model, not a curated record. Gene Ontology annotation, cellular component: plasma membrane. Lineage: Eukaryota; Fungi; Basidiomycota; Agaricomycetes; Agaricales; Agrocybaceae. Gene Ontology annotation, molecular function: urea transmembrane transporter activity. The transcript is spliced from 7 exons. Gene Ontology annotation, biological process: urea transmembrane transport.